Microtus ochrogaster (prairie vole) is the source of this 803-nucleotide messenger RNA. RefSeq names its product stress associated endoplasmic reticulum protein 1 (gene Serp1). Gene Ontology annotation, cellular component: endoplasmic reticulum. Gene Ontology annotation, biological process: endoplasmic reticulum unfolded protein response. The record is from RefSeq and is a predicted model, not a curated record. NCBI's taxonomy places the organism in Eukaryota, Metazoa, Chordata, Mammalia, Rodentia, Cricetidae.
AGGGCGGAGUCGGCACUUCCGCGGGGCGGGGUCUGCCCAGUGCUGACGUUGGCAGCCGAACCCGGCCGGAGUAGUUCGAGGCUGCCGGCUGCGCUCUCCGGUUGUUGGACUCUUGCUUCUCGUCCCUGCGCCCCGCUCGCCCCCGGCGCGCCCCCCCCCCACACACACUCACCCAUCCUCUGCUGCUCGGACCGCUGUGGUUGGCGGCUGCCCGGCGCUCCGGUGCUCCCAACACUCGGGCAUCCCAGGCCCGGUGACUGUAGGUGGCGUAAAGCGCCGCGAACGGAGCCUCCCGGCGGCCCGGGAGCGGCGAACGAGCGAGUCCGAGGGGUUCCUAGGGCAGGUGGCGCCGCGAAGAUGGUCGCCAAGCAGAGGAUCCGGAUGGCCAACGAGAAGCACAGCAAGAAUAUCACUCAGCGCGGCAACGUCGCCAAGACCUCGAGAAAUGCCCCCGAAGAGAAAGCGUCGGUAGGACCCUGGUUAUUGGCCCUCUUCAUUUUUGUUGUUUGUGGCUCUGCAAUUUUCCAGAUUAUUCAGAGUAUCAGGAUGGGCAUGUGAAGUGACUGACCUUAAGACGUUGCCAUUCUCCUGUGAAUUUUAGCUUGAACUCAUUCCUGAUGUUCGCUGCCCUGGUUACAAACAAUUGAGUAAAUCGUCCUGCCUCAGAAUGACGUUUUCAUAUCAUUCUUCACGUGGCAUUCCAAGGUUUCUUCAAGAGCCAUUCCAGGUUUUCCAGUCCAUACCACAGUGCCUUGCAAAAGCACCACACGAAUAAGCAAUAAAAUUUGAUUAUUAAGCUCCAA